Cyphellophora europaea CBS 101466 is the source of this 684-nucleotide messenger RNA. Its product is annotated as 5-formyltetrahydrofolate cyclo-ligase. The record is from RefSeq and is a predicted model, not a curated record. Lineage: Eukaryota; Fungi; Ascomycota; Eurotiomycetes; Chaetothyriales; Cyphellophoraceae. Gene Ontology annotation, biological process: tetrahydrofolate interconversion; folic acid-containing compound biosynthetic process. Gene Ontology annotation, cellular component: mitochondrion. Gene Ontology annotation, molecular function: 5-formyltetrahydrofolate cyclo-ligase activity. The coding region runs from base 1 to 684 and encodes 227 amino acids. The transcript is spliced from 3 exons.
AUGGACGGUCUCCGCGAACAGAAAGCUUUACUACGAAAGGCCGUGAGAGCUCAGCUAGCCAAACUCAGCGCCGAUGAGAUCAACCAGCAAUCAGAGUCGAUCACAGAGCAAGUCAGGGAUCUGGCAGCAUAUCAGAACGCGCGGGCUGUGUGUGUGUUUCUGUCAAUGCCGGGUAAAGAAGUCUCGACCAGCGCACUCGUUCUUGAUGCGUUCAAGGACGGCAAGUCGGUCUAUGUGCCCUACAUCCAUGCUGUCGGUGAAGGUAAGCAGAAGGAGAAAGUCAUCGAUAUGCUGAAGCUUUGGGAUAAGAACGAUUUCGAUUCUCUGAUACCUGAUUCAUGGGGUAUUCCGUCGCUCGACCACGAGUCGGUGGGACAGCGAGAUAAUGCCCUUGGAGGCAAAGGCCCUCAGAAGACAGGAGAGGGUCCCCAGGAAAUGUCGCCGGAGCUUGAUUUGAUCUUCAUGCCUGCUGUCGCCUUCGAUCGGUCCCACCGCCGCUUGGGUCACGGUAAGGGCUUCUAUGACAGGUACCUCCAGAAAUAUCACUCAGCGGCCACCAUCACCGGUCGAACUAUGCCUGCUCUCGUCGGCCUUGCUCUUCAACAACAAUUGCUCCCAAUCUCAGAGGAUGUGCCAGUUGAUAGGUUUGACUGGCUAGUAGAUAGCGUAGUUGUCGCGAAAUGA